UUCAAUACAGUUUGACGAAUUCAGGAAAAUUGCAACAUAGCUCCAAUUCGUAUUUGUCACAAAGCGGGAUUCACUGAAGCUCUUUGUGAAUUCUUUUUAAUUUAUUUCAAUUAGUUUUUGUUUACUGGAAUAAUUUGUCUAACAGAAAAACAAACUAUUAAAAUCAUAACUUAUAUACCUGGCAAAUAAGCUUCAACAUAUUACAAAUGAUAAUUUCCUUCAUAUUCAAUUAACUUUGCAUAAUUAUAUCAAUUCGACGAAAAAAUAAAUCAAGAUUCUAAAAAACGAUUUACACGAGUAAAUGCGACUUUCAAUAAACAACAGUGCAAAAAAAAUUAAUUUCAAAACCAAUAAAGAUUUUUUUAAUAAUUAUCCAUAUAAAAUAUCUAUGUUCUAAUUAUGCAUAACUGUGACUAAUGAAAUAUUGUGAGUAAGAAAAUUAAUUUAUCAAACCUCAUGUUUAAGUAAUUCAGAUCAAGGUAUACUAAACCAAUAAUUCAGCAACUCUCGAGGACAAAGAUGCGGAUAAUACAAUUAACAAAAGUCUAACAAAAUAAUUAAUAAAAAAUGGUAUUCAAAAUGAAAUUUUUAAGUAAAUCACUCCUAAUCUUAUUGACCACAAUUUUGAAAGUUAAUACAGACGUAGUGCCAUCAAGUGUAAUUAUCGUUGGCGCAGGAUCAUCAGGUUUAGCCACUGCAUCCAGACUUUUUCAAAAUGGUUUCAACAAUAUAAAAAUUCUCGAAGCGGAAAAUAGAAUUGGUGGAAGAGUAUAUACAACGAAAUUCAAUGAUUAUUUUGUUGACCUCGGAGCUCAAUGGGUUCACGGAGAAAAUAUUGUAUUCGAUAUGGCAUGGUCACUUGGACUAUUAGAGAGAAGUACUGUAAGAAAUUAUUCCAAUAGUAUGUUUGAUUCUUCAGGGAAGCAAGUUGAUCAAACAGUGAUUAAUGAUUUCUAUGAUUUUUAUUAUAAAACUGAGAAAAAAUUAUCACAUUGUGCUACGAAAUACACAAAUGUGACAGUUGGGAAAUUUUUCACUGACGAAUUUAAUAAAUACUUUGAUAUCCAUCCAAAUUUUAAAGAAAAUGAAAAAGGAUUAUUUCAAUUGCUCGAUAUGAUGCAAAGCGUUUGGCAAUCAUCAGAUUCAUGGUUGGAUAUUUCAUCGACAAGUAUUUCGGAAUAUCAUAGUAGUACCGGAGAUUUUUUAAUGAAUUGGAAAGAAAAUGGAUAUGGCACUGUUCUUGAAUUACUUACAAAGCAGUAUCCAAAUCCAAAAGAAGAGCUACCAAUUAUCAAUAACACAAUAUUAAACACUGAAGUUACAUUAAUAGAUUAUUCCAAAUCAGAUGAAAAAAUUAUGGUUCAAACAUCAAACGGAGAAAUAUUCUCUGCUGAUCAUGUUAUUGUUACAUGUUCCUUAGGAGUUUUAAAAGACAGACAUCAUUCAAUGUUUAAACCAUCUUUACCGAAAAGAAAACAAAAAACCAUUGAGGCACUUGAAUUUGGAAAUGUUGGAAAGAUUUUUCUCUCCUUUGAAGAAUACUGGUGGACUAAGGAAACGGUAUUUUUGGAUUUUCUCUGGAAAGACGAAGAUUUCGAAAUGAUUGUAAAUGAACCCGAGAAAAAUUGGCUUCUUGGUUUAAUUGGCUUCGAAACAGUAGAACAUAAACCAAAAUUACUCGAGGGAUGGGUAUCUGGAAAAUAUAGUCGAGAAAUGGAAAAACUAACAGAAGAACAAGUUAAAAAUCACUGCAUCGAAGUUAUAGAAAGAUUCCUUGGAAAAACAUAUAAUGUCACUAAGCCAACAGAAAUAAUCCGAACCACGUGGAAUAGUAAUAAUCACUUUAAGGGAACCUACAGUUUUAGGAAUAUGAAGUCAGAUGCUAAAAGUGUUUGGGCUGAAACAUUAGCAGAACCCAUUGAUAAAACAAAACUAAUGAUUUUAUUUGCCGGAGAAGCAACAAAUAAACAUCACUUUGGCACUGUGCACGGAGCAAUUGAAAGUGGCUAUAGGGAAGCUGAUAGACUUAUUAAAUUUUAUUCUGAAUUAACCACGAAUUAAAAAAAAUGAACUUAAAUUAAAAAAACUACUUCAGAGAUGAAAAAAUAAAUAAACAAACAAAAAACAUUAAAU
Leptopilina heterotoma is the source of this 2133-nucleotide messenger RNA. RefSeq names its product spermine oxidase-like. Bases 568 to 2061 code for a protein of 497 amino acids. NCBI's taxonomy places the organism in Eukaryota, Metazoa, Arthropoda, Insecta, Hymenoptera, Figitidae. The record is from RefSeq and is a predicted model, not a curated record. The transcript has 8 exons. Gene Ontology annotation, molecular function: polyamine oxidase activity.